Messenger RNA from Rhipicephalus sanguineus (brown dog tick), 3759 nucleotides. RefSeq names its product major facilitator superfamily domain-containing protein 6. Gene Ontology annotation, molecular function: transmembrane transporter activity. The transcript is spliced from 4 exons. The record is from RefSeq and is a predicted model, not a curated record. Bases 706 to 2397 code for a protein of 563 amino acids. NCBI's taxonomy places the organism in Eukaryota, Metazoa, Arthropoda, Arachnida, Ixodida, Ixodidae. Gene Ontology annotation, cellular component: membrane.
AGGGGGCUACGUGUGUUAGAGGCACUCACGCGGUGAGGACUUGGCUAGGAGAGCGCCUGGCAACACCUUUCUUUUGGCAUGUAAGCAGAUCGCGAGAGAGAGAAGAGUUGGGAAAGAAAGAAGGACGGAGAAACACGAACAUCAAAAGAAGGCGAAGAAGAAGAGCACGCGCGAAACAAGUGCAGGCGGCCGGCUGACUUGAAAGAUAACGGGCAAGGCGUGCGGGGAAAAGCUACAGCAGCGGCAGAAGCGGCAGCCGAUUAGCCCAGGAGGUACGAGGCAUUGCGAUAAACUCACCGGAAUCUAUGAGAUCCGCCAGGACACGAGAGCACCAAAUGCCACACUUCCAGGCAAGCGAGAAGAGAGCUACCGAAUUUGACUGAAGGUCAAUGCUCUCUCCGAGUGUUUUGGAUUUUCGGUUUUUACUCGGGUAUGGAGCGUCAGCCGGGCUCGUCGACCUUUGACGACCGUCUUAUCCGCAGGACUUCAACACCUUUCGCUCGUCGCAGCCUUCAACGACGCCCAAGGUGAUAGCGCGAUACUCCUUUGCGGAGAUCGGAAGAUGUAAUAACUGCAUUUUGAAGCGUGCAGAAAAUAAGCAAAAAAAAAAAAAAGAAUCGAACAAGCAACUGAAGUAAGUGAGCGCAGGAGAGAGCCCAAAAAGCAGCACUUGUGCGCCGCGAGGACCAUUGAAAUUUUCGCACGAUGCCGAACAUUAACCUGAAGGAGUUGCCAAUGAAGGCGCACUACUUCUUUUACUACGGCGCGCUUUCUGGCUUCCUGCCCUUUAUCGGCGUCCUGAUUAAGGACCGUGGAGUGUCUGCCGUCGAAGUGGGCCUUAUCUACACCGUGGCACCCUUUUUCUCCGCGGCUUCAAAACCGAUAUUCGGCGCUAUCGUCGACCACUCGAGGAAGAUCAAGGUCGUCAUCCUGUCUUUCCUGAUCUGCAUUAUGGCAACGUUCGCAGCGAUAAACUUCCUGCCUGCCGCCGCUCAAGGAGUGACAGAAGGCAAUGGUUCCACUCAGCUGAACUUGUCAAUAUCCGUCACACCUGAAGACAUUGCGAGUAGAUCUCAUGUAAUACCACUUUCCCAACUAAAUUUAACGCAACCAGCUCUAGUGGACCUGUCCUGUCACUUAACCUGCAUCAGGGAAGGUAAUCAAUCAGAGAACGACGUGCAGUAUGAAAGUGUACGAGUGCGUGCGAACGUCAGCGACACCAAUCUAACGCUAAGGUUCCCGGCCGGGGAAGUUGAAAAUGUAUCCGGAACUUGCAAUAUAUUUUGUCCUUUGACGGGCAGGGGUGCAGCAGCUGCGUCGGGCUCUGUUCUCGCAACGGCGGUAUUCUGGUUGUACUGCAUCUUCGUGACGGUCAACUACGCGGCCAUCGGCUGCGCCAACUCUCUGACGGACACCGGGUGCUUCGAGCUUCUCGAAAGCGAAGGUGCCGACUCCAAGAGUCGAUUCGGCUUGCACCGGUUGUGGGGCACUGUGGGAUGGGGCAUAUUCGCCGCCGGAAGCGGAUACCUCAUCGAUGGCCUCAAGGGGACCAGCGGCCCGUCGUCUCGCACGGACUAUUCGGCGGGCCUUUACUUGGCUGCCGCACUGAUGCUCGUCGAUGCAGCCUGCGUCUGCAUCUGCGACAUCAGGAAAAGCAAGAGCACCGAGAGCAUUGCCAAGGACGUGUUCCGCCUUGUGUACAAGGACAGUCGUGUGUGGUUUCUCCUCCUGGACGCCACCAUCGGCGGCGUGUUCGUGGGCAUCGUGUGGCAGUACCACUUCUGGUACUUGGACAACCUCGGUGCUUCCUCGGCGCUGAUGGGUGCUACUGUGGCAGUGCGGAGCUUCGCCGAACUUCCGGUCUUUGUGUGCGCGGGUUGGGCCAUUGGCAAGGCGGGACACGUGUUCGUUCUGCGUGCCGCUCUUGUGUCGAUGGCGCUCUCCUUUGCGUUGUACUCGAUAAUCGUUAACCCCUGGGUGACCCUUCCUGUGGAGCUACUGCUCGGCUUGGCUCUCGGAGCCUUCUUCACGGCCAUUCCUUCUUACGCCGAGGAAGUGGCGCCGCCCGGAACCGAGGCCACAACUAUGGGACUCGUGAUGGGCUUCUUCGAAGGCAUCGGUACUGCGCUGGGCGGCAUGGUAGGUGGAGCUGGCUUCGAGUGGUUGGGCGGUGCUUCCACCUUCCAGCUGGUGGCCGUAGCUGGCUUCACGUGGUGCUUGCUGGCAUACGCUCUGGACGCGUCAUUCGCCUACCUGGCUCGAGCAGGCAAGCCGGGCCGCUCAGCAACAGCUAAGAGGAGAGCUGCUGCCCCUCCUUCCGAACAUGGUUCAGGCGGCGAAGUUGCGUCAGCGGAAAAGAGCGCUUACGUCUACAGUCCCGUCGAAACAAACGUGUGAUCAAGUGCUCGGACUGAUGGCGAUCUCUUGCAAAGGACAGUGUGCCUUGUUCACGGAAACAAAAAUCCGUAUACAUGUAGUGUUCCAGUGUGAUUCACGAACAGCGAUGUGUGCAAUUGCACAGGAAUGUGUGGAUGACACUGCCCAUAUACUUGGCGAAUGGUGAGAAGCCCCCACACGAGGGUAUACACACCGUAUCUCCGCCAAGCAUGACUCGAUGCAUGGGGCGAAAUCCAUGCAACGCCCCUCCCAGAUAUCACUUAGUCAGUCAAGAACAUUGUUGAACGGUGAUGAGGAGUUUAAGCCGCCGGGUGAUCCACGACGGACACCCUACAGCAGCCGCUACCGUAGGUGACGCCGCAUCUAGGAUAUAUAUUUUUUUACGCCACUGCAGCAUCGACGAUGCGUGAACGUGGGUUAGUUUUGAAACUACGUUGCUGAAACUGGCAAAAUUUAUGAAAUCGGAAAUUUCAUGAAAUUGGGAGGCGUAUGGGAGGCGCAAAUCUUAAUUUCAAGCGAAAUUUCCUCCUAAAUAAACCAUGUGCAGCUGGGUGUGCUGUGUUGAAUGGACAAUGUGUCGCUUUAAACGCAAAGAAUUCAAGUGCGGUCCAGAUGGCUCCAUUCGUUUGUGCCUACCAUGCAGUGCACGCAGUUAUUCUGCGAAGUAACAGCAUCUGCAUGGGUGACGCCCCCACAUCUAAGUAUAAAAAAGAAGGAAAGAAAAUAAUACACAUCCAAUACAGAUAACUAUGUUGAUGUGUGACGUAAUCAUGAAGCGUCAACUGAAAUCUCUCGAGCUGUCCCAAUGGCCACUCAUGAAGGACAACCAUGAAAAGGAGCAAUGCUUUGCCUCUUCGGCCAUCGUGGCUAGGUGCGAAAGCUGCCAGCAAUACGAGCAAACGCUUAUCUUGACACCAAUUAACGUGAUCCCUGCUGCGGCACAUCUUUUCAGGGUUAUCGUAGAUAUAAACAUAAAAGCAGAUAAGCGAACCAUGGGUUCGGCUGCUGCGCAGAGCGUGUAAACGUCGUUCUCGAAUUUUUCUCGUGUGCAAACGACGAGCUACAUAAGGCAAUAUCUUUUAGUUGGAAUCGACUUUCGCAGAGAAUGGAAACUGUUAUAGUUCAGUUCACUGACGGGAUUCAACAUUAAGAUAGUAGAAUUGCCUUUUGUACUCCCCCCCCCCUCCCUUUUUUUGUUUUUCGUUAUCUUGCUUUGUUUCCAUUCACUGACGAUUGCUUGGUUAGAAGGAUUAACGUCCCAUAGUGUCCCAGGCUAUCGGAGACGCCGUAGUGGAGUGCUCCGGAUGAUUUUGACCUCCUGGGGUUCUUUGAAGGGACAGUAAAGAUUGAUAAAUUGUGCGC